Messenger RNA from Arctia plantaginis, 1098 nucleotides. Lineage: Eukaryota; Metazoa; Arthropoda; Insecta; Lepidoptera; Erebidae. The record is from the annotation of a GenBank genome assembly.
AUGGGCGAAAUUCAGAUUAUUCAGGGAAUGAUAGCGAAAAUGGGGUUGCAAUAUUUUAACCCUGGUACAAUCCACAGAGUGGAAGUGACUCAUAUCAAUAAUCCAAAAAGCUUUUAUGUACAACUUGCAUCAUUGAGUGAAGAUAUUAUGUUAUUAGAAGGUCGAGGGAAUCCAAUAAAUGUUGAAGAUAUUAAGAUUGCAAAACAUGUUAUUUACAAGUCUAAAACACUCAACAAAUAUGUUAGAGGUGUCAUAGAAUGUGUACUUUUUAAGGAAACAAGUGCAUCUUGUACCGUUUAUGCAUUAGACUAUGGAUGCAGAGAUAAACGUGUAUCCUCAAAACGCAUUUUCCUACCCGAAAUGGAUAUAGAUUGCCCUCCUAUGGCAUUACACUGCCAACUACAUUUAUGUGAACCCAAAGAAUUAGAGUUUGAAGAAGAUGUUAUAGAUGCCAUGAAAUUUUUCAUAGGGAAACAUACUGCUAAAAUGACCAUAAUAUAUAGAGCUGUAGAUAAGUUGACAGUGGAAUUGAAGACCCUGGAAUGUCCAGAUGAUGUUGCAACUACACUUGGACUAUUGAAUUUUACUACACUAACAUCUUAUGAUAAUGAAGUAAACAGAUUUCAGGCUGCUACAAGUAAAUCUAAGUUUGUUACAUACAAAGCCAAAAAUGUAAAAGUUGGUGACAAGUUAUGUGUUCGAGUUCAGAGUGGUGACACAGCAGGGAACUUGCAAAAUGUGUUUGCGGCUCAGAUCGAUGGUCGCGGCUGUGGUGUUAGAGUAGGCGAGCCGCCCAAAUUUGAACGCGCUUAUGUGAUAAAGGUUACUAAACCAGGUGCCAAGGCAUUAGUAAAACUCAUUGACUGGGGAAAGGAAAUAGAGGUAGAUUUUAAUGAUAUAAAAUGUGUUAAAGUAGCAGCAUACACCGAGCUACCUGCUAUUGCAAUGUACUGUACAUCUACAGAGGAUCAGAUUUUUGCAGAUGGUUUGGAUGAGUGCUCUCAAUUUCUAAUUGAAAUUCUUGAGUUGGGAAAUGGGAAGGAUGUGCCGCAUAAAAUAACUAUGACUCGUAUGGACAUCCCUAAAGAUGAGCAAUAA